ACCUGACACUGCAGAUUGAGAACAGACAGUGUUUGUCUUUCAAGUUAAACCAACAAAUCGAUAGAAAAAUGUAGUUAUCAGGAGAUUUUUAAAACUUCAAUUCUUUUUCUCUUAUAGUUAGUGAAGAAAGUAGAAUAUCUCCGGUUUUGGCUGACAUCUCUACAACCUGAACAACUGGCUUAAACCUCACUUGGAAUUCCUGGUUGCUCGUUUUAGCAUGGCGAAACUUGGCGUUCACAGAAUCCUUCUUGUGGCUAUUUCUCUGACAAAGUGUUUGGAAAGUACAAAACUGCUGGCAGACCUUAAAAAAUGUGGUGACUUGGAAUGCGAAACUUUAAUAAGCAGAGUCUCAGCCAUGAGAGAUUACAGAGGACCAGACUGCCGAUACCUGAACUUCACCAAGGGAGAAGAGAUAUCUGUUUAUGUUAAACUUGCAGGAGAAAGAGAAGAUUUGUGGGCAGGAAGUAAAGGAAAGGAGUUUGGAUAUUUUCCCAGAGAUGCAGUCCAGAUUGAAGAGGUGUUCAUAUCUGAGGAGAUUCAGAUAUCUACUAAAGAAUCUGACUUUCUUUGCCUUCUUGGAGUGAGCUAUACAUUUGACAAUGAAGAUAGUGAAUUAAACAGUGAUUAUGGUGAAAAUACACAUCCUUAUGAAGAAGAUAAAGAAGAAAAAUCUAGUGUACGUGAAAGUGAUGUCCAGAUAGAACCUGGAUAUUAUGCAACUUAUGCAAGUACUUUGUUUGAAGACCAAUUUCCAGCAUUAGAGGUUCCUGAAGAGAUCAGAAGUACCAGUAAAUCAAAACACUGGGAAGAAGUAGUUGCUGAAAGUGUGGAACAGGAUUAUAUUCCAGAAGCACAUGUCCCACCAUCUUCAGCUGUGUCUGGAGUCAAAGAAUGGUUUGGAUUGGUAAGAGAACAAGCUGAAGAGAAGGCUUUUGAAUCUGUUAUUGAACCUGUACAAGGAAGCCUAUUUCGAAGUAGAAAAAUAGCAGUGGAAGAUGAGAAUGACCUAGAGGAAUUAAAUAAUGGUGAGCCUCAAACAGAACAUCAGCAAGAAUCUGAAUCAGAAAUUGAUUCAGUGCCAAAGACACAGUCUGAACUAACAUCUGAGUCAGAGCACAUUCCCAAACCUCAACCCACUGGUUGGUUUGGUGGUGGAUUUACAAGUUAUUUAGGUUUUGGAAAUGAGGAUACAGGGCUUGAAUUAUUAGCAGAAGAAAGCAAUCCACCACUACAAGAUUUUCCCAAUUCUAUAUCAUCUGAUGAAGAAGCCACAGUUCCAUGUACAGAAAUAUUAACAGAAAAAGAAGACACAAUCAUUAAUGACAGCUUGAGUCUCAAGGCAAGUUGGUUUGAUUUUGGUUUUGCUAUGCUAGGUUUUGCAUAUGCCAAGGAAGAUAAAAUUAUGUUAGAUAACAGGAAAAAUGAAGAAGAUGGUGGGGCAGAUGAACACGAACAACCUCCAACAAGUGAAUUUGACCCUGAAAAAGAACAAGAAAUAGAGAUGAUAAAAAUUAUGGAAACAGAAGAUGAAAUAGACAAGAAAUCAGUCUUAGAAAAAACAGAUGAAUCUGAUACCUUACCAUAUUUGAAAAAGUUCUUGUAUAAUUUUGACAGCCCUUGGAACUUCCAGAACAUUCCAAAGGAAACAGAAUUGCCAUUUCCCAAACAGAUACUGGAUCAAAAUAAUGUAAUUGAAAAUGAAGAAACAGAAGAAUUUUCCAUUGACAAUUAUCCCACAGAUAAUACAAAAGUUAUGAUGUUUGAAAGUUCAUACAGUCAGUCAGAUAUGGUCUCUAACAUAGAGUUACCUAUGAGAAGUCAUGAAGAAGUACAUUUCAAACCCUCAUCUUCUAAAAAUAAUGAUGAAAAUUCAAAACCAUCAGUAGACACUGACGGGCCUGCUCUGGUGGAGAUAGACAGAUCUAUGGAAAAUACCCUGCUAAAUAGUCAGAUGGUUUCAACUGAAAACUCUUUGUCUUCUCAAAAAGAAGAUGCUUCUGAAUUUCAGAUUCUGAAAUACUUAUCCCAAAUUGAUGCUUAUGAUUUCAUGAAUUCUGCAUUAUCACCAGUUGUAACUCUUACAGAAAGGGUUGUGGCAGCACUGCCUGAAGGUAUGAGACCAGAUUCUAAUCCUUAUGGUUUUCCAUGGGAAUUGGUGAUAUAUGCAGCUGUUGUUGGAUUUUGUGCUGUUCUCUUUUUUUUGUGGAGAAGUUUUAGAUCGGUUAGGAGUCGGCUAUAUGUGGGAAGAGAGAAAAAGCUUGCUGUAAUGCUUUCUGGACUAAUUGAAGAAAAAUGUAAACUACUUGAAAAAUUUAGCAUUCUUCAAAAAGAGUAUGAAGGCUAUGAAGUAGAGUCAUCUUUAAAGGAUGCCAGCUUUGAGAAGGAGGCAACAGAAGCACAAAGUUUGGAGGCAACCUGUGAAAAGCUGAACAGGUCCAAUUCUGAACUUGAAGAUGAAAUUCUCUGUCUAGAAAAAGAGUUAAAAGAAGAGAAAUCUAAACAUUCUGAGCAAGAUGAAUUGAUGGCAGAUAUUUCAAAAAGGAUACAGUCUCUAGAAGAUGAGUCAAAAUCCAUCAAAUCACAAGUAGCUGAAGCCAAAAUGACCUUCAAGAUAUUUCAAAUGAAUGAAGAACGACUGAAGAUAGCAAUAAAAGAUGCUUUGAAUGAAAAUUCUCAACUUCAGGAAAGCCAGAAACAGCUUUUGCAAGAAGCUGAAGUAUGGAAAGAGCAAGUGAGUGAACUUAAUAAACAGAAAAUAACAUUUGAAGACUCCAAAGUACAUGCAGAACAAGUUCUAAAUGAUAAAGAAAAUCACAUCAAGAUUCUGACUGAACGCUUGAUAAAGAUGAAAGAUUGGGCCUCUAUACUUGGAGAAGAGAUAACGGACGAUGAUAACUUGGAAUUAGAAAUGAACAGUGAAUCGGAAAAUGGUGCUUACUUAGGUAUUAAGUCAUGACUCAUCUUCUUUUGCUAAAAUGGUGACUAGCUCUUCUAUUUCUUUUUUGUUCCUUGUGUGCACCAUGUUCUUUAUAUGCUUUUACUUUGGCAUGUUCUGUCUGUCUGCAACACACUGUCUUUUCUCACCAUCCUUUAUAGUUAACUUUAGCUGGAGUACUGCCUUUUCAGUAAGUCUUUCUCCAACUGCUCAGACACACAGCCUCCCCGCUCUGUUUCCUUUGUAUAUUAUACAUAUCUUUAUUAUAGCAAUUUUCAAAAUUACAUCAUAAUCAUUUCAAUGCCUGUUUUCCCCUGUACUGUAAGCUAAUCAAAUGGAUGAGUGACUAGUUUGAAAAAUGAAUGUUCUAUAAAUGAAUACUUCAGGAUAUUUCUUUUGCUUUUGUUAGAGGUUCAGAUGGUUACACUACUUUUAAUCUUAGGCAUCCAAAUUGUUAUUGCCAUUGCUAAAUGUGCUCUAAAGUUGGCAAAAGUGGCAAAAGUUAGUUUCACUAUAGCCACUUUGUAUUCUCACACCAGUUCCUUUGACCUAAAAAAAUCCUUUUUAUUUUGAAAUAAUGGCUUCAUAGGGAGUUCU
Molecule: messenger RNA, 3532 nt
Organism: Sapajus apella (tufted capuchin)
Lineage: Eukaryota; Metazoa; Chordata; Mammalia; Primates; Cebidae
Product: melanoma inhibitory activity protein 2
Exons: 15
Coding region: 218-2956 (912 amino acids)
Biological process (GO): endoplasmic reticulum to Golgi vesicle-mediated transport; vesicle cargo loading; protein secretion
Cellular component (GO): endoplasmic reticulum membrane; endoplasmic reticulum exit site
Molecular function (GO): protein binding
Source: RefSeq, a predicted model, not a curated record